Messenger RNA from Carlito syrichta (Philippine tarsier), 1078 nucleotides. It is a transcript of the gene SIRT4, whose product is annotated as sirtuin 4. The coding region runs from base 1 to 945 and encodes 314 amino acids. NCBI's taxonomy places the organism in Eukaryota, Metazoa, Chordata, Mammalia, Primates, Tarsiidae. Gene Ontology annotation, molecular function: NAD+ binding; NAD-dependent protein lysine deacetylase activity. The record is from RefSeq and is a predicted model, not a curated record. The transcript has 4 exons.
AUGAGGAUGAGCUUUGGGUUGACUUUUAGGUCAGCAAAAGGCCAUUGGACUGUGAACCUCAGCCGGCAGUGCUCACGUGGAUCCAUUGGGUUAUUUGUGCCUCCAAGUCCUCCUUUGGACCCUGAGAAGGUCAAAGAGUUACAACGUUUCAUCACCCUUUCCAAGAGACUCCUUGUGAUGACUGGGGCAGGAAUCUCCACUGAGUCAGGGAUCCCAGAUUACAGGUCAGAAAAUGUGGGACUUUAUGCCCGCACUGACCGGAGGCCCAUCCAGCAUGGUGAUUUUGUGCGAAGUGCUCCAAUCCGCCAGAGGUACUGGGCAAGGAACUUUGUGGGCUGGCCUCGGUUCUCCUCCCACCUGCCUAACCCCGCACACUGGGCUUUGAGCAACUGGGAGAAACUCGGAAAGCUCUACUGGCUGGUGACUCAAAAUGUGGACGCUUUGCAUACCAAGGCGGGGAGUCGGCGCCUGACAGAGCUCCAUGGAUGCAUGCACAGGGUCCUCUGCUUGGACUGUGGGGAACAGACUCCCCGGGAGAUGCUGCAGGAGCGCUUCCAAGUUCUAAACCCCACCUGGAGUGCCGAGGCCCAGGGCCUGGCUCCCGAUGGCGAUGUCUUUCUCUCAGCGGAGCAGGUGCAGAGCUUUCAGGUGCCAUCCUGCACUCGAUGCGGAGGCCCUCUGAAACCAGAUGUCGUUUUCUUUGGGGACACAGUGAACUCUAACAAGGUUGAUUUUGUGCACAAGCGUGUAAAAGAAGCCGACUCCCUCUUGGUGGUGGGAUCAUCCUUGCAGGUGUACUCUGGUUACAGGUUUAUCCUCACUGCCCGGGAGAAGAAGCUACCCAUUGCAAUACUGAACAUUGGGCCCACCCGGUCAGAUGACCUGGCAUGUCUGAAACUGAAUUCUCGUUGUGGAGAGUUGCUGCCUUUAAUAGACCCACACUGAGCCAGGGUCGGUGGCUCAGCCUGUAAUCCCACGCCUUGGGAGGCUGAGAUCCCUCAGGAUUCAUCCCUUUUUUUGCAAACUAAUUGAAAAUUACUGCAAGCAGCCUGUAGAGGACAGCAGACCAACAUCUCUC